AUGUCGCUCCCCGUCUUCAGCGCGGCGCUGGCGAACGCUGGUCGGCGAGCAUCCCUGCAGCCGCGGGUUGGUGUCUACGCGGCACGCCACCUUCAUUCAUCACCGCCCGCGUCGUCUCUCGCUCCUGCUCCUGGCCCCACGUUCUCUACCGACCCUGCCGCACCCAUCACGCAAAUCGCGAACCGUGGCUCGAACCAACUGAGCCUCAAGACCCCCAAGAACGGCGCGGAGUAUGUGCUCUCGACGCUGGACAAGGUGGCGAACUGGGCCCGGCAGGGCUCGAUGUGGCCCAUGACUUUCGGUCUGGCGUGCUGCGCCGUCGAGAUGAUGCACAUGGCCGCGGCGCGGUACGACCAGGACCGGCUCGGCAUCCUCUUCCGUGCGAGCCCCAGGCAGUCGGACAUCAUGAUCGUCGCCGGCACGCUCACGAACAAGAUGGCCCCCGCGCUCCGCAAGGUGUACGACCAGAUGCCCGAGCCCCGAUGGGUGGUCUCCAUGGGCUCGUGCGCGAACGGCGGCGGGUACUACCAUUACUCGUACUCCGUUGUCCGCGGGUGUGACCGUAUCGUUCCGGUGGACAUUUACGUCCCUGGGUGCCCACCGACCGCGGAGGCGCUGUUGUACGGCAUGCUGCAGCUGCAGCGGAAGAUGGGUCGGAGCCGGAAGGGCGUCCUUUGGUACCGGAAGUAA
Molecule: messenger RNA, 690 nt
Organism: Epithele typhae
Lineage: Eukaryota; Fungi; Basidiomycota; Agaricomycetes; Polyporales; Epitheliaceae
Product: NADH-ubiquinone oxidoreductase 20 kDa subunit
Exons: 7
Coding region: 1-690 (229 amino acids)
Biological process (GO): aerobic respiration; mitochondrial respiratory chain complex I assembly; electron transport coupled proton transport
Molecular function (GO): 4 iron, 4 sulfur cluster binding; NADH dehydrogenase (ubiquinone) activity; quinone binding
Source: RefSeq, a predicted model, not a curated record